UGGCUCGGAGUGGUUGUGUGCGUUCCGUCUCGCGAGAACCGUUUGCAGGAUAACACGAGCAAAGAGCGUCAAAACGUUUUCUUCCGUCGACCCGAUCGCAGUUCGCGUGUGCACAGCAGAAGUGCUGACCAGUGGAAAUCUUCAUGCAAAAUUUAGUAAUAUAUCCCGCAAAAAGCAAAACGAACUCAGUAGUGUGCAAAUGAAAAAAAAGUAAAAUAACAAAAGAAAGCUGUAAACAACAAUAGUAGUGUGUGCUAUCAUUAGCGAGGGAGAGAGAGAGAGAGAAAAAAAAAGCAAAAAUACAAACUAAACAGUAUAUAAAACCAAAACCCAUCACAUCAACGUAGAACGUAUCCUAACUAGAGUAUCUAGCUGUACUACUACCACUUCUACUACUACUAGAGCGGUGGUCGUAACCAAAACGGAUAUAUAUAUAUAUUUUAAAAAAUCCCAUUUUCGGAGUACGUAGUGUACUAAAACCCGCUCCGGUUUCGCUUACCAAUAGUAGUGUGUUGUGUGCGAGAAGAAGAGCAAAGAAGAAGGCGACAUCGGCAGCAAAAUCAACACCUGCCGUCGUAGCAACAGCAACAGCACUAGCAGCAGCAGUAACAACAGUAACAACAGCAUCACCAGCAGAGAGCAGAAAAAUGCUGUUUGAAAGUACUAUGUCUGCCAAAAUGUAUCCAUAUAAUGUGCCUCCACCGAUACAGGGCGCGACGGCGGUUCCCGUACAGAACAUAAGAUUGCAUGGAGCCGCUUAUGGUGCCGGAACGCUGGACCCGAACGGACUUCUUGAUACUCAUGAAAUCCACUCUGCUCUGGUGCCAAUCAAACCCACUUUACUUACAACCGGGGCCGCAGUCGUUGCCGCGAGCCAACAGCAACAGAUUAAGCGAGAACAGUCGCAAACAUCACAGCAACAACCGCAAGUGCUCUCACCGCAACAGAGCCAACCGAACCCGGCCCAGCAGCAACAGAUUCAGCAACAGCUCCAGCAACAGCAAGUGCAGCAGCAGCAGGCUCAGCAGCAAGCCCAGCAACAGGCACAGCAGCAAGUGCAGCAGCAACAGCAGGUGCAAGUUCAGCAGCAGCAACAAGUCAAUGGUGCCACCGUUAACGGGUGCUCCAAGGGCGGAAACGCCAGCAAUGGGAGCUCAUCGGGCCGCUCGACACCGAAUAAUGGCAGCGAUCCGGCCCCGGGUAAACUGUUCGUCGGUGGGCUCAGCUGGCAGACGUCGUCUGAGAAGCUGAGCGAAUACUUCGGUAUGUUUGGCACCGUUACUGACGUUCUGAUCAUGAAGGAUCCCGUCACACAGCGAAGCAGAGGCUUUGGUUUCAUCACAUUCCAGGAACCGAACAGCGUCGACAAGGUACUUCAAGUGCCAAUUCACACGCUCGAUGGCAAAAAGAUCGAUCCGAAACACGCAACACCCAAGAAUCGCCCCAAGACACAGUCGAACAAAACGAAGAAAAUCUUCGUGGGCGGCGUUAGCCAGGACACGUCGGCUGAGGAGGUGAAAGCUUACUUCAGCCAGUUCGGCAAGGUGGAAGAGACGGUGAUGCUGAUGGAUCAGCAGACGAAACGCCAUCGUGGUUUUGGAUUCGUAACGUUUGAGAACGAAGAUGUGGUCGAUCGCGUCUGCGAGAUCCACUUCCACACUAUCAAAAACAAGAAGGUAGAGUGCAAGAAGGCACAACCGAAAGAGGCGGUCGCGCCCACUGCCCAGCAGUUGCUGCAGAAGCGCAUCAUCCUUGGCAACCUCGGUGUGCCGAUUGCGGCCGCCGCACCCAACUCGGCGGCUGCUGCGCGUCUUGUCGGCGCCGCCCAAGCCGGAGGAAAUCCUGGACUGGUGAACCCACUCGCCACCAACCAGCUGAUGGUGCAGGCACAGGCUCAGGCCGCUCAGGCGGCAGCCGCAGCCGCCGCCAUGCAAGUACAAAAUGGUUUCGGUAAAGUCUUUACAACAUAUCCACCGACGCUGCAUAGCUUUAGAUAUUCGCCAUAUACCAUUCCAUCGGCCGCUGCCGCCGCCGCGAAUGCAGCCGCCGCCGUCAAUCCCUUGUCAGGAGUGGCAGCCAACCAGGCGGCGCAGGGUCAACCACAGCAGGUGCCACAUCCGACAUCGGUGGCCGGUGCCACGGUCGGUACUCAGGCGGCACCUCAACAGACGAACCAGCAGGCAGCCGCAGCGGCACAAAUGGCCGCCGCCGGACUUACCAACCCCUACCAGGGCUACAGCCUGGCCAAUGUCGAUAUGUCGAGCUUCCAGGGCGUCGACUGGGGUUCGCUGUACGGCAUGGGAAUAUUGUAUCCUGAAAAUCACUGUUGAGAUAUUCAACAACUGCUGAUCG
Molecule: messenger RNA, 2352 nt
Organism: Anopheles nili
Lineage: Eukaryota; Metazoa; Arthropoda; Insecta; Diptera; Culicidae
Gene: msi
Product: RNA-binding protein Musashi homolog 1
Exons: 8
Coding region: 648-2330 (560 amino acids)
Cellular component (GO): cytoplasm
Molecular function (GO): RNA binding
Source: RefSeq, a predicted model, not a curated record